Molecule: messenger RNA, 1780 nt
Organism: Opisthocomus hoazin
Lineage: Eukaryota; Metazoa; Chordata; Aves; Opisthocomiformes; Opisthocomidae
Source: RefSeq, a predicted model, not a curated record
AUGUUCGGCCACUGUCGGUGGACUGUGGACUCAGCACCUCUCCGGGGCCGUUCUGGUGACGAUGUCCCCUUGCGCGGCCCGGGACGCGUGGCGUUCUGGAAAGGCGUUGCAGAAGGCGGCGCGGCGAGCCUGAAGACACCGUCGCGCUGGGUUUCACAAACCCAGAGCCGCUCGUGGGUCGUCGCCACCAUCCGGCUGGACCUGGAAACCGCCUUCUACUUCACCCACUUGAUUUUGGUCUUCAAGUCACCCCGGCCGGCCGCCAUGGUGCUGGAGCGCUCCCAGGACUUCGGCGAGACGUGGAAGCCUUACAAAUACUUUGCUGCUAACUGCUCGGCUGCCUUCGGGCUGGAGGAUGACGUGAGGCAGAGAGGAGCCAUUUGCACUUCCAGAUAUUCGAGUCCCUUCCCCUGCACCGGAGGAGAGGUGAUAUACCGAGCCCUGUCACCGCCCUACGCUGUGGAGGACCCAUACAGCGCGGAAGCCCAGGCGCAGCUGAAGAUCACCAACCUGAGACUGCGACUGCUGGAGUGGCAGGGCUGCCCCUGCCUCCCGCCUGACCCGAACCCCCCACCCCCGCCAACCCUGCACUACGCCGUCUACGACUUCAUCGUGAAGGGCAGCUGCUUCUGCAAUGGCCACGCUGACCACUGCGUCCCCGUUGAUGGAUUCAAGCCCGUCAAGGCAGCCGGCAUUUUCCACGUGGUCCAUGGGAAAUGCAUGUGCAAGCACAACACAGCAGGGUCUCACUGCCAGCACUGUGCCCCACUCUACAACGACCAGCCUUGGCAGGCUGCCGACGGCAAAACCGGAGCCCCCAAGGAGUGUCAGUCGUGCAAGUGUAACGGGCAUGCCGACACGUGUCAUUUUGACAUGGAUGCAUGGCUGGCAUCGGGCAAUCGCAGCGGCGGCGUCUGUGACAACUGUCAGCACAACACAGAAGGGCAGCACUGCCAGCGCUGCAAGCCGGGCUUCUACCGGGACCUCAGGAAGCCCUUCUCUGCCCCGGACGCCUGCAAACCCUCAGAAGCAGGGUGCCUCAGCCAACAGGGGGGCAGCCGAGAAAUAGCAUCACCCACCAGUGCGUGUUCACAGCAGCAGCAGCCUGCUCCUGCCACCCCCUGGGAUCAGUGCGACCCCCGCACCGGCGACUGCCGCACCAGCAGCUCGGACAUGACCUGGCACCACGAAGUGCCACCUUUCCAGCCAGUGCUCAACCAGAGCGAGCCCGUCUGGAGCUGGGAGGAGGAGCAGGGCUUCUCGGCGCUCCGGCAUUCCGGUAAAUGCGAAUGUAAAGAGCAAGUUUUAGGGAAUUCCAAGGUCUUCUGCGGGAUGAAGUACACCUACGUGAUCAAGACGAAGAUCUUGUCAGCUCAUGACAAAGGGUCCCAUGCAGAAGUCAAUGUGAAGAUCAAGAAAGUCUUGAAAUCUACAAAGCUAAAAAUCCUUCGGGGCAAGAGGACGCUCUACCCUGAAUCCUGGACUAACAGAGGCUGCACUUGUCCCAUCCUCAAUCCCGGCUUGGAGUACCUCGUGGCAGGACAUGAGGACGUCCGAACGGGCAGACUCAUCGUCAACAUGAAAAGCUUUGUCCAUCAGUGGAAGUCGGCUCUCGGAAGAAAAGUCCUGGAGAUUCUGAAAAGAGACUGCAACUAGAGGUGCGUGACUGCCUAGGGCAUUUCUUUAUGCACAAAAUGCAACAGCCUUCACAGAGAGAAGACCUCUAGGAUGAAAACUGGAAUGUAAGAAAAUAGUGCCAAAACAUGUAGCGAAGCAUUCA